Molecule: messenger RNA, 1268 nt
Organism: Nicotiana attenuata
Lineage: Eukaryota; Viridiplantae; Streptophyta; Magnoliopsida; Solanales; Solanaceae
Product: 14-3-3-like protein GF14 iota
Exons: 7
Coding region: 93-917 (274 amino acids)
Biological process (GO): signal transduction
Cellular component (GO): cytoplasm
Source: RefSeq, a predicted model, not a curated record
UUACGAAGAAGAAUUGUGAUUGGAACAGUUAUCUUUAUUGGCAUUCGCAAUUAACGACAACAGCAUCAAUAUUUUUUAUUGCUUGAAAAAACAUGUCGAAAGAAAAGGAAAGAGAAACUCAUGUCUACACGGCCAAGCUCGCGGAACAAGCUGAACGUUAUGAUGAAAUGGUUGAGAGUAUGAAGAAAGUUGCAAAACUCGAUGCUGAAUUGACAGUGGAGGAAAGGAACUUGCUUUCUGUGGGUUACAAGAAUGUUAUUGGAGCUCGAAGGGCUUCUUGGCGUAUUAUGUCCUCCAUUGAGCAGAAAGAAGAGUCGAAAGGAAACGAGAACAAUUUGAAGUUAAUUAAGGGAUAUAGGCAGAAAGUAGAAGAGGAGCUGUCCAAGAUUUGUCAUGAUAUUCUAGAAAUCAUAGACAAACAUCUAAUUCCAUCUUCUGGCACUGGAGAAGCUACUGUCUUUUAUUACAAAAUGAAAGGUGAUUAUUAUCGUUACCUUGCUGAGUUCAAGACUGAUCAGGAAAGGAAAGAGGCUGCUGAACAGUCAUUGAAGGGCUAUGAGGCUGCUACGGCCACUGCAAACUCUGAUCUGCCUUCAACACAUCCGAUCAGGCUUGGUCUUGCAUUGAACUUCUCCGUAUUCUACUAUGAGAUCAUGAACUCACCUGAAAGGGCAUGUCACUUGGCUAAACAAGCUUUCGAUGAGGCAAUAGCAGAAUUGGACACUUUAAGUGAAGAGUCAUACAAGGACAGUACCUUAAUCAUGCAGCUGUUGAGAGACAACCUCACACUGUGGACCUCUGAUUUGCCCGAAGAUGGAGCUGAAGAGAAUUCGAAAGCUGAUGAGCCGAAAGCAGCAGAACCUCCUCAAAAAGCAGCAGAACCACCUCAAAAAACAGAAGAUCCGCCUCAAAAUUAAUGGAGGCACAAGGGACAGUAUGCUUGAGAAAUUUCUGCCCUUUCCCUCAGCUGUCUUUGAGACUAUAGAGCGUGCAUGAUUUUGCAAUGCCCCUAUCAGAAGAAGAUGCACUUCUUAAUUUGGUCGCGACUUCCCAUUUUUUUCCCUUUAUUUAUCUUCUUUGGUGGAAAAGUGUUACUCAAUAUGAUCUUUUUUCAAAUGAGUCUUCAAACUUUUGUUAAAUCCUUGAUUCUGUUCAGGAAAAAAGGAGGAUUUGCUGAAAGGUAUUGAUCCAAUCCCUCCAUAUUUUAACUUAUUGUAAUUGAACAAAGUUGUGAUAAUGAAAAGCCUAUGCAAAAACAUUUCUGUUAA